AUGAAAAAUAAUUCUGUCAUCAAAAUAAAAAAAAUAAUAACAGAAGAAGAAAAAGAUCUUUUAGAUUUAUAUGAAAAUUUUCCUUUUUUAGAAGAAGAAAAAUAAUACUUUAACUACUAUGCUCAAUAAUUCUGUGAUGAAUAUACUGAUAGUACAAACGAAGAUGAGGUAACUGAAUAUCCAAGCCUAGAAAGUUAAUCAUAUCUGUCUAAUAAUUAAUCUUAUAGUUAGAAUGAAAUUGAAUACACUAAAAGCUCUAAAUCUAAAGAAUAAUCCAGAAUGUUGACUUCAUUAAAUAUUAAUUUUGAUAAUGUUUUCCCUGAAGAUGAUGACGAUGUGAAAGUUAGACGUGCAAAAAGUAAUAAAAUAGAAAUCCCUUAAGAUUCACCAGAAUAUGAAACAAUUAAAAAGGCAUCAAAAAUGAGUACAGAUUCAUAAGCAUCUCAAGAUAAAAAAUUAGAAUAAUGGCUAAUUAGUAGAUUAGUAGUCAUGUUAUUAAAUAAAAUAAAAUAUUUUAUAUUCUAAAAGUACGAUUCUGAGUUUUUUGGAUUGGAUAAUAAUAUAAUUAAUUUAAAUGAGAUAAAAUAAAAAGACGAUGGUAGAAUUACUUAUAAAAAUAAAUAUGAUUUGAGAACAGUAACUUUUUUAACAUCUGGAUAUUUAACUUAGGACAUCAAUGCCUCAUUAAAUUUUUUUGAUUUAGCAAAUACUAAGAACAAAGAAUGUUAAGACAAUUUGUUUAUUUUUUUCAAAUGGUCUAAUAGCAGUUUUAAAUAAAUUGUAGAUAAAUUUUUAUAAAAUUGCGAACAGGGAUAUGAACCUUCAAUUUAUCAACGUUAUUUAAAUGAAUUGUUAGAUAAUUGCAAAAAGGAAUUUUUUAAUCAAAUGAUAAUGAAAAGUAUUUUUUGGUUAAUAUAAUUAAUUGACAAAUACUUGAAGUUUUUUGGAACUUCUUUAUUUUCAAAUUUUAUUUCAAAGCUUAAAACAGGACUUGAUACAAUGAUUAAAGACUUUUAAGAUACUCACCAAGACGCUAAAAAGGGUGGUGAGGUUUUAGCUGAAAGGAUAAAAAAUUAAUAUUUAAUGGGAAGUUUAAAUAUAGAUUUUAUGGGCCACAGUUUAGGAACUGUAGUAGUUGCCUAUGCGUUGAAGAAUUUAUCAAUUCCUGCCAGACAUUUAAUGCUUUUUGGAGGAGCUGCAACAAUCACAGAGAUUGAAGACUCUUAGGAAAAGUUUUAAAAGUGUUAUAAUUUCUAUUCUGAUAAUGACGAAGUGGUUAAAAAAUUUCUAACUCAGGCAAAACUUAUUGGCAAUUAAGAUUUUAUAGGAGCAAAAUCAUUUGGUUAAAGAAAAGAUAAAUUUUUCAAUUUAAAUACAUAAAUAGGUCAUGUAACUUAUAUAUUAAAAUUUUAAAAGUAUUAUGAUCAUGCAAUGGUUGAAUUUAAGCCUUCUAACAGUAUAGAUCUAAUUGAGAACCAAGUAUGA
Tetrahymena thermophila SB210 is the source of this 1485-nucleotide messenger RNA. RefSeq lists its product as hypothetical. The transcript is spliced from 3 exons. The record is from RefSeq and is a predicted model, not a curated record. Lineage: Eukaryota; Ciliophora; Oligohymenophorea; Hymenostomatida; Tetrahymenidae.